GAGAAUUUGUACGAGCACGUGAAAAGCGCGAAAAGCCACGAACUACUCCACGCCCAAGUGCAGACCGGCGGGCAGGCGUUCGUGAAACGUAUACAUAGAUUUAUUUGUUGUAACUGCUUCUGCUUGAGGCUGAACCAGCCAGCGGCGCCCCUGUGCUUUACAACCUCUACCACAUGGUAUGGCGAGGAUGAAAGAUCGCGCCAACGAUACUGUAGUUUUGAUGUCCUGCAGCUGCAAGCGUGCUGAGCAAGAAGGAACAAAUAUAGGAAAACCGAAAGCGACCAACUUGUCUCUGGGUUCCGCAAGAGAGGCUUUAUAUUUCUAUCUGUUUACCGCCUCUGGAAUGGAUAUGCAUGAGCAUACUGCAUCAAAAGAUCCGAAAUUAUCUCCUUCCACAGGUCUCGUGUCCCAGAUUGACGAACUAAGUCAAAAGCUGCGGCUGCACCAGCACGAGUGUUGCUUUCUGGUGGAAGAGUACCUGCAGAACUACCACCAGGGUGGUGCUUCUUCUAGUGCAGGAUCCAAUGCCGCAGCAACGAAAGAUUUGGUGAAGGACUGCCAGAACCUGUUUUACAAUGAGCAGCAGCACGCCGCCUGUGUCUUGCUCGACCUGGCGCAGCAGCUCUCGAGCUACAUGCGCGCCAGGACCGCAGGGAACAGCUACAAGGGUGGUGCGAGCAGCUCCAGUUCGGGCAAUAUCAACAACUACCGCGACAUAUCCUCCGCGGUUUCUUCCCACGCUGGGGAUUUUCCCGUCUACGGAACAGCGCACCCUUCCGGGGCCAGCACCGCCCGAGGCGGCGGUGCGCACAGCACCACCAUGGCGCAGCAGCAACACGAGCUUGCAAUGCAGCGGCAACAGGAGCUGUUUACCGAAGAGGUGAAGCUCGCGGCGACAUUUUUCG
Molecule: messenger RNA, 905 nt
Organism: Amoebophrya sp. A120
Lineage: Eukaryota; Dinophyceae; Syndiniales; Amoebophryaceae
Source: the annotation of a GenBank genome assembly